Messenger RNA from Boleophthalmus pectinirostris (great blue-spotted mudskipper), 1401 nucleotides. Its product is annotated as cell surface glycoprotein CD200 receptor 1-A. The transcript is spliced from 7 exons. Gene Ontology annotation, biological process: regulation of neuroinflammatory response. NCBI's taxonomy places the organism in Eukaryota, Metazoa, Chordata, Actinopteri, Gobiiformes, Gobiidae. The record is from RefSeq and is a predicted model, not a curated record. Bases 148 to 1071 code for a protein of 307 amino acids. Gene Ontology annotation, molecular function: signaling receptor activity.
GUGGAAAGACGCUCAGAGGAAGACACAGGAAAAUGACACAUCACCAUACACUGAUCAUUCACAUUGGGGAGUCUGCGGGCACGGGCUCAGUGCGAGGAAAUGGUGAAAUAAGAUGGUGCUGUAGAUGUUUUGAGACAGUUCUAAGAAAUGCUGCUGCUUCAUGUUGCGCUUGUCGUCUUGGUAUCAGAGGCAUGGGGUGAUGAGAAAGGCCAAUAUCAGACCUAUGAGACAUUCACUACUGCUUCUGCUUUGACUUCUCGAAACUAUGAGGUGAAGUUCUCAUCUUUCAGACUCGGGGAGGAAGCUAAGCUGACGUGUGGAGAUGUGGCAAAAGCAUAUAACACAACGAUAUAUGUUAUUUGGACUCUAAAAUUACAAAACAAAGAGUGUCACAUUAGAUGUGAUGAUAAGGGUGAUAACGAAGACACUUGCAAAGACAAAAAAGCCCUGAGAAAUAGUACAGACGGCCAGCUGAUCCUCCACAUCCCCCAGUUCUCCUACAGCGACGUGGGCAACUACUCCUGUGAUUAUGCCUACGAGGGGGGGUCUAACUUCUUCAUACACGUCAUCAACAUCACAGCUCCUCCAAUUGUCUCCUCUUUGAUUGAGGAGAGAGGUGACAGGAGAGUGGUCGUGUGCAGAGCAGAGAGAGCCAGUCCUGCAGCUAACAUCAGCUGGACCGUUGCUGGUAACGUUACCACGAAAACCGAGUGGGACCCAGACGGGCUCGUUACUGUGGAAAGCUCUGUGGAAGUCAACACGCUAGAGGAGGCACAGAACCUGUCGUGCACCAUCACACACCCGUACUGGAACAAGAGCCGAAACUUCAGGCCAAACAAGACCCAAAUCCUCAAGCCAAACAGCAUCAGUCAGGCCAUACGUCAUCUUGCAGUCAGAGCAACUAUUGGCAUCAGUGUGGUUUUCUGCUUGGCCUUAUUAUUUUUGGCAGUAAAGAAAGUAAUAGAUUUAAGGAUGAAUCAAAGGGCAUCAAAACCUUCACGAAUGGACGAUGUAGAGGAAGUUGAACCUUAUGCAAGCUACGUUCAACGCGUGAACUCGAUAUAUAAUUAAUCCAGAGAUUUGUUCAUUUAACGUUUUCUCUUAUUUUAAAACAUGUGAAGGACUUUUACAAGAAAAUCUCAGUGGAACAAAUGUAUUAGUCACAUAGAAAUGGAGUUCUGAUUUUAACAAGUGGAAUAGAUGAGUGGUUGGUAAUUUACAUGCAAUAUAGGACAUGCUACAGACUCCUAAUUACAUUUGUCAUAACAAUGUUCUUAAAAGCUGUUUACUGUUCAGGUUGUGUUAUGAUUUGUAAAUAUUCAGUGGUAUGUUGUGUUUAAUUUAAAAUGGUCAAACCAUCAAUAACUAAUGAUGAAAAUUAAAAACACUAUAUUUAUAAAA